AUUUCGAUGGCGCGCGUCGUCAUCGUCGGGGACUGCGUAGAACAUCGAAUUUCGAAACAAAAGUCCGAACAAAAACUAAAGGCAUAGAAAGUGGAAGAGCCGAACAUUAGUACACAAAACACAGCGAGCACUUCACUCGAUAUUUGAAUCACCCAAAGUACCUUCUAUCAACAAAGUAUUAUUUUAUUUAUCCCAUCGAUUGAUUGUAAUUUAAUUAAAACGAAACGCAACCAAAGAAACUACAGGGAUAAUAGGGGAGAGCUGUCUUGACGUAUUAGCAUCAGCAUUGCUUUAUGUUUAUAGUAUCAACAAAUCAAUAGGUUUAUAUUUUAAUUUUGUUGUUGUUGUUGGAAUGCAUUGUGAGUGAACAGAGGAAAAGGAAACAAACCUACAAACCUAUCUAUCCGUAUUCGUAAUUCGUAUGUGCUGCAAUUGCAAUAAGCCAUAUUCGUUGUGGUGCGAACCGGUUGGUUUUAGAUCUUAUUUUACAUAUGUGAAAAAGUGUGCUUGUCCUCCCUUAUAGCUUUACCCUUGAAAACGGACUGAAAACGUAUGUAAUUGUGCAGCAUAAAAGUGAAUCGAAUCGUGCCAGCAUAAUAUAAUUUACAAAUUCGUCGAAUACCUUGCGAACAUUUAGAAAUUAGAAAACGAUAAAAUAUGACAUCGUACAUCGAGCUCUGCGGAUUGUUUGUCAUCUUGAUGUUACCGUUUUUAUACGAGACAAGCCAUAUUUUCCGAUAUUACUUUAAGUUUUUAAUAUAUUAUGGCUUAGUUUCAUUUAACUCAGUGCUAUUAAUUCCUGCGUUUUUGUUCCGUCCGUGUGAUGUAAGGAAUUUGUUAUGGGCGAGCGCAUUUUGCCACAAAAUCUCAAAUCUUAUCGGUCUGAAAUGGGAGCUGAGGGGAAAGGAGAUUUUAGAAAAGGAUCAGGCAUGCAUCAUUGUGGCUAACCAUCAAAGUUCUUUGGACGUCUUAGGGAUGUUUGAUAUUUGGCCAGUGAUGAAUAAGUGCACUGUGGUUGCAAAACGAGAACUGUUUUAUGCGUGGCCUUUUGGUUUAGCUGCUUGGCUUGCUGGACUUAUUUUCAUCGAUCGUGUUCGUUCAGAGAAAGCAAGAGAAACCUUAAACGAGGUUAAUCGUAAGAUCAAAAAACAAAACAUCAAACUCUGGGUAUAUCCCGAGGGUACACGUCGUAAUACUGGAGAAAUACACUCGUUUAAAAAAGGAGCUUUCCACAUGGCAGUUGACGAACAAAUUCCAAUAAUGCCUGUCGUGUUUAGUUCCUACUGUACAUUCCUCAAUGACAAAAAGAAAAUACUAAAUGCUGGUCAUAUAAUCAUUUCUACCUUGCCACCAAUUCCAACGAAAGGCCUUUCCAAAGACGACAUACCAGAACUCAUGGAAAUGGUUCACAAGAAAAUGAUGGAAACAUACAAAAAAACAUCGAUGGAAGUUCUUUCAAGGUAUAAAUCAACCAAAGAACAAAACACCUGUUCCAAAGAGACGCAUCUUAAAACUGACAGUCUCAAGCUUAAUGAUGGAUACCGCGAAAAACAAACAACAAGCAGCUUCCGUGGAUUAGCCAAGGCGAAUUAAACAUUCAAUAUAACUUUAAAAUUAAUUCGAAAAAAUUCCUGACUGUUUUUAUAUAAGUAAAAGUAGCAUAACAUACAUACAUACAUAUUUUGUCCAUCUUAUUAUUUAGUUAAAGAAAAUAUAUGCAUAUAUAUUUAUUUCAAUUUUGGUAAGAGAAAUGUAUCAAUAACCAGGUUCAACUCAGAAAGAUAAGCAACAGGCAUCUUUUAAAAUAUUAUUCUAGCGUAUCAUUUGACAAUAGUUGAAAAGUUUUGUUUGAGAGCUUUUUAAAUGACUAAUUAGCCAAAUACUCAGGCCUAUCACGAACUCCAUCGUUAUCGGAAACACUUACAAAACUCCGAAAAAUUGUAUCAAGCAGUAGUUUGGCAAUAAUUCUUAAAGUUAAAGUUUCCGAUUACGAUAGAAUUCGCAAUAGGGCUAAAUAUCUUGGCUGUGUUGAACCUGACGUUUAGAUUAAUUAUGAACGAUAUUGCGACUGUGGUAGUUAGUUAGUAAUUAUAUUUCAAUUCUAUUUUAUUUAAAAUGUUUGUUUUUUUUUAAAUUUGUUUAAAUAGUUCAAAUUUAUUUUGAGUUGUAAGCAAAGAACAAUGCUUAUUUUGUCUUUAUAAAUAAUUCUAUAACUACAAAUAUUAUUAAUGAUAGGGUCCUUCUUAUGCCAAAUUUUAAUGUUUAUAGAUGCGAGUAUAUGCGGGUAAUGUUUGUGAUAAAUUAUAGAGAAAGUUAUAGAUCUGAACAUGACCUAACACUUAUACAAAAUUGUGCUAAUUUGUCUCUGCAAGCUUCUAGAGGUUAGAGAAAGUAAAAA
Messenger RNA from Eupeodes corollae, 2398 nucleotides. RefSeq names its product 1-acyl-sn-glycerol-3-phosphate acyltransferase alpha-like. NCBI's taxonomy places the organism in Eukaryota, Metazoa, Arthropoda, Insecta, Diptera, Syrphidae. Gene Ontology annotation, biological process: phosphatidic acid biosynthetic process. The transcript is spliced from 3 exons. Gene Ontology annotation, molecular function: 1-acylglycerol-3-phosphate O-acyltransferase activity. The coding region runs from base 658 to 1593 and encodes 311 amino acids. The record is from RefSeq and is a predicted model, not a curated record. Gene Ontology annotation, cellular component: endoplasmic reticulum; membrane.